GGCGGCGGCCAUGGCUGACGAGGAGGAGGACGUGCCGUUCGAAGAAGACGCGGAGGAGGCCGGCGGGGGCCUGGACGGCGGGCAGGGCAAGAGGAAGAGGCUCUUCUCCAAAGAACUAAGAUGCAUGAUGUAUGGAUUCGGGGACGACCAGAACCCUUACACAGAAUCGGUGGACAUUCUUGAGGACCUGGUAAUAGAGUUUAUCACAGAAAUGACACACAAGGCCAUGUCGAUCGGGCGGCAGGGUCGCGUACAGGUGGAGGACAUUGUCUUUCUGAUCCGCAAGGACCCCCGGAAGUUUGCCAGAGUUAAAGACCUCCUGACUAUGAAUGAAGAACUGAAACGAGCCCGAAAGGCCUUUGAUGAAGCAAACUAUGGAUCUUGAUUCUGCGUGCAGGCUGCACUUGGGCAUUACUUGGGCACCUGCUGCCCAAAAGGAAGAAACGUCACGUGUGUUGUUUGGAGGUGUUAUUCAGGAUGGAGGUCACUGCUGGAAUGUCUAACCUCACUCCCAGCCUUUUCUGAAAAGUAUUCAAGCAGCUGAAUGUUACCUGAUUGUACAUGGUAUACUUACAUAUUUUUAUACCAUUUUAUGAAAUAAGAGCUCUAAAGAUUCUUGUAAUGGCAGGAAGUCUGUCUGAAGUAGGACUAUGUUGAAUUGAACAUCUAGAGGGCUAACGAUGGGUGAUUCUCUACAACUUUUUAACUUAUUACUAGGUAUUCCCAUGACAGGAAACCUAGAAGAGGUUUAAAUCUUAGUUAUCUGGGGAAAGCCUUCAAGGCCAAACUACUAGAAAAGUUCUGCUCUUUGCUCUGUAUACUCUUUUAGAAUAAAACAUGUUAAGUUUGUGCCCAUUCCUCAUAACUAAACUUACAUUGACCAAUUCACACAAGGUGCCAUAACACAGGUUUUUUUAGCACUUAAUUGUUUUUCUGUCCUAGUGGGUAAAGCUCUUGUUUUCUACCAAUAUUAAGCCUAGGAAAUUGGAAGUUAACCUAUUCCAGAUUUACUUGCACUUACAGACUUUCCCUACCACUGCUCUACAAUAAAGCAGAUUCCUGAUCUUCA
Calidris pugnax (ruff) is the source of this 1069-nucleotide messenger RNA. It is a transcript of the gene TAF13, whose product is annotated as TATA-box binding protein associated factor 13. Bases 11 to 385 code for a protein of 124 amino acids. Gene Ontology annotation, cellular component: transcription factor TFIID complex. Gene Ontology annotation, molecular function: protein heterodimerization activity. Gene Ontology annotation, biological process: transcription by RNA polymerase II. The record is from RefSeq and is a predicted model, not a curated record. NCBI's taxonomy places the organism in Eukaryota, Metazoa, Chordata, Aves, Charadriiformes, Scolopacidae. The transcript is spliced from 4 exons.